CCCAGCAGCGGAUGAGACGGUGCUGAAAGACGGGGAGCGACGCCGGUCUGAAAAGGGGGGGGCUACACGGACUUCUACAUCAUAUAAUUAUUAAUAUUAACGAGGCGAUGUUUCGCCACCGGAUUACCCUUCGUCGAGAUGAACACGGUCGUGUGCGGUAAUAAUAAUACGGGAACGGGAUCUCGGGAUGCUGAGGACGCUCUCCAAGCCCCGGACGCGUGACGGUGGACGGCGGGGGUAAGACGGGGUGUGCGCGGCGCGGUCACGGUGCGAGCCGGCCCGGCUAUCUCCACUCCCACCGACCGCUAGCUCCUUACACUUCGAGCCAGCCGACCAUUUUACAUUUUGAACAGCCUCAGUUUAGUGAACGAGGGUAUCGUACUAAAAAAAAAAAACACAAUCGAGUGAAAUUAACACCCUGGGAGUGUUAUAUAUUAAGGUAGGGAAGAGGCGGUGGCUUCAAGAGGGAUACGCGGGCGACCUACUACCAAAGACGGGUUUUUUCCCCCUGCAAAUCAGCGAGGAAUAUCCACGCCCCGGAGUCUGAUACAUCCAUCCUAUUACUCCAGCUAGCUGGCUAACCUCACUCCCAUCCUAGCUAGCCAUCUCCCCAAUCCUAUGACACUAGCUAGCCCUCUCCCCAUCCUAUUAUUCUAGCCAUUUACAUCCAUUAUACCCCACUAGCCAGCCAUCUCCAUCCUAUUCCUCUCCAGUAACCCCCAGUGGGUGAGCCAUUUCUACCGUUAUAUCGCCUAAGCUAGCCAUCCCUCCAUCCUAAUAAUCCAGCCCAGGUGGCUAGCCAUCUUUCCCCACCAGUGCUGGCUAGCAUUCCCAGUAAAAGGAGCCCACUAUAAGGUGGGGCCGAGGACUUGACAACCUCUCCCCCUGCACCGGGGAACCGGUUCGGUAUCCCGGCUAGCAGGCUAAGCAACCAGCCUGCCCCGGCGUACAGGCUGGCCGUCCGGGACUCACCCCAGCUCGAGACCCGCUGGUCCGCCUGUCAUUGACAUUGGAGGAAGGGUUGUGGGUAAGGGGGAGAAGACACUUGGAUAAGGCCGUGUGUGUGUGUGUGUGUGUGUGUGUGUGUGUGUGUGUGUGUGUGGACAUCGGUGGCCCUCGGGCCAGCCCCGAGUAAGACACACCGGAGGUAGAGAGGCGGAGACCUCGUCAGGGGCUGUCGCUCCAGACCCCCUGCCCCGGGAGGAGGACUCGACAUCGGGGGAGACCACUGGGUCUUUCACCUACCUUGCGAGACCAUGGCGGACGACGACGUCCUCUUCGAGGAUGUGUACGAGCUGUGCGAGGUUAUUGGGAAGGGUCCCUUCAGCGUGGUGCGGCGCUGCAUCAACAGGGACACGGGCCAGCAGUUUGCCACCAAGAUCGUGGACGUGGCGAGCUUCACGUCCAGCCCCGGCCUCAGCACCGAGGACCUGAAGAGGGAGGCCAGUAUCUGCCACAUGCUGAAGCACCCCCACAUCGUGGAGCUCCUGGAGACCUACAGCUCCGAUGGCAUGCUCUACAUGGUCUUUGAGUUCAUGGAUGGAGCUGACCUGUGUUUUGAGAUUGUGAAACGGGCCGACGCUGGAUUCGUGUACAGUGAAGCCGUGGCCAGCCACUACAUGAAACAGAUUCUGGAGGCGCUCCGAUAUUGCCAUGACAACAACGUGAUUCACCGCGAUGUGAAGCCCCACUGCGUCCUGCUGGCCUCCAAAGAGAACUCUGCUCCGGUCAAACUGGGGGGCUUUGGCGUGGCCAUCCAGCUGGGGGAGUCCGGUCUAGUGGCUGGAGGCCGUGUGGGCACCCCCCACUUCAUGGCCCCUGAGGUGGUGAAGAGAGAGCCCUACGGCAAGCCGGUGGACGUGUGGGGCUGCGGGGUCAUCCUCUUCAUCCUGCUCUCCGGCUGCCUGCCCUUCUACGGCACCAAGGAGCGGCUGUUUGAGGCCAUCAUCAAGGGGAAGUACAAGGUAAUGAACCCGCGCCAGUGGAGCCACAUCUCGGAGAGCGCCAAAGACCUGGUGAGACGCAUGCUGAUGCUGGACCCCGCCGAGAGGAUCACCGUGUACGAGGCCCUCAACCACCCCUGGCUCAAGGAGAGGGACAGGUACGCCUACAAGAUCCACCUGCCAGAGACGGUGGAGCAGCUGAGGAAGUUCAACGCCCGCCGCAAGCUGAAGGGCGCGGUCCUGGCCGCCGUGUCCAGCCACAAGUUCAACUCGUACUACGGGGACCCCCCAGAGGAGAUGCCCGACUUCUCCGACGACCCCACCUCCUCCGGGGCCGUGUCCCAGGUGCUGGACAGCCUGGAGGAGAUCCACGCGCUGACGGACUGCAGUGAGAAGGACAUGGACUUCCUGCACAGCGUCUUCCAGGACCAGCACCUCCACACACUGCUGGACCUCUAUGAUAAGAUCAACACGCGGUCCUCCCCCCAGAUCAGGAACCCCCCCAGCGACAGCGUGCAGAGAGCCAAGGAGGUUCUAGAGACCAUCUCCUGUUACCCAGAGAACCUGGAGGCUAGGGAGCUGAGAAGAAUCCUCACCCAGCCACACUUCAUGGCGCUGCUCCAGACCCACGAUGUGGUGGCCCACGAGGUGUACAGCGACGACGCCCUGAGGGUCACGCCCCCGCCCACCUCGCCCUACCUCAACGGAGACUCCCCGGAGAGCGCCGCCGGAGACAUGGACCUGGAGAACGUGACCCGCGUCCGCCUGGUGCAGUUCCAGAAGAACACAGACGAGCCCAUGGGCAUCACUCUGAAGAUGAACGACCUGAACCACUGCAUCGUGGCCCGCAUCAUGCACGGCGGCAUGAUCCAUCGGCAAGGGACCCUGCACAUCGGAGACGAGAUACGAGAGAUCAACGCCAUCAGCGUGGCCAAUCAGACUGUCGAACAGCUCCAGAAGAUGCUUAGGGAGAUGCGAGGAAGCAUCACCUUCAAGAUCGUUCCCAGCUACCGCUCACAGUCAAUGUCCUGUGAGAAGGAAUCUCCGGACAUGUUCCAGCAGUCCCCGGCCAAUGGACACGCCAGCGUCACCAGCUCCAUCCUGGACCUGCCGUCGACCAUCCAGCCUAAAGGACGCCAGAUCUCCAGACCUCCAAUCAAGGACAAAAUGUCCAUCAAGAUCUACGUGCGUGCCCAGUUUGAGUACGACCCCACCAAGGACGACCUCAUCCCGUGCAAGGAGGCGGGCAUUCGCUUCCGCGUGGGCGACAUCAUCCAGAUCAUCUCCAAGGACGACCACAACUGGUGGCAGGGCAAGCUGGAGAACACCAAGCACGCCACCGCCGGACUCAUUCCCUCUCCGGAGCUGCAGGAGUGGCGAGUGGCGUGCAUCGCCAUGGAGAAAACCAAGCAGGAGCAGCAGGCGAGCUGCACCUGGUUUGGCAAGAAGAAGAAGCAGUACAAAGACAAGUACCUGGCCAAGCACAACGCAGUCUUCGACCAACUAGACCUGGUGACGUACGAAGAGGUGGUCAAACUGCCGUCGUUCAGGAGGAAAACACUUGUUCUGCUGGGGGCCCACGGAGUCGGCCGGAGGCACAUCAAGAACACUCUGAUCACCAAGCACCCUGACCGCUUCGCCUACCCCAUUCCUCACACCACCCGGCCCCCCAAGAAGGACGAGGAGAACGGGAAGAACUACUACUUUGUGUCCCACGACCAGAUGAUGCUGGACAUCAGCAACAACGACUACCUGGAGUACGGCAGCCACGAGGACGCCAUGUACGGCACGCGGCUGGAGACCAUCCGCCAGAUCCACGGACAGGGCAUGAUCUCCAUCCUGGACGUGGAGCCACAGGCGCUGAAGAUCCUGAGGACCGCCGAGUUCGCCCCAUAUGUGGUAUUCAUUGCGGCGCCCAACAUCACACCCGGCAUGACGGAAGUGGAGGACGACUCCCUCCAGAGGCUGCAGAAGGAGUCCGAGACCCUGCAGAAGACCUACGCCCACUACUUUGACCAGACGAUCAUCAACAACGAGAUCGACGACACCAUCCGCCUGCUGGAGGAGGCUGUGGACCUGGUGUGCACCACCUCUCAGUGGGUUCCCGUGUCCUGGGUGUACUAG
Messenger RNA from Gadus chalcogrammus (walleye pollock), 4067 nucleotides. RefSeq names its product peripheral plasma membrane protein CASK-like. Gene Ontology annotation, molecular function: ATP binding; signaling receptor binding; protein kinase activity. The transcript is spliced from 27 exons. Lineage: Eukaryota; Metazoa; Chordata; Actinopteri; Gadiformes; Gadidae. The coding region runs from base 1257 to 4067 and encodes 936 amino acids. Gene Ontology annotation, cellular component: plasma membrane; basolateral plasma membrane; cell-cell junction. The record is from RefSeq and is a predicted model, not a curated record. Gene Ontology annotation, biological process: regulation of neurotransmitter secretion; protein phosphorylation.